AUGGAACGGUAUUCUUUUGAUUCAUAUAAAAAUAAAGGAUUCAAUUUUUGGACUGUUACAUUACCAAUAGAUAAAUUAAAAUGGUUAGAUAGUAUGUGCAAGUGUCCAGGAUUUUUCGAAAAGUUUAUGAGUAAACAUGUUAUUGGUAUGACAAUUCGAUUAAAUUAUUGUAAACCACCACCUGCUGUUACUCAAGUUUCAAUUGGCAAAGAAAGACGUCGUGUAGACCGAUAA
Molecule: messenger RNA, 234 nt
Organism: Rotaria sp. Silwood2
Lineage: Eukaryota; Metazoa; Rotifera; Eurotatoria; Philodinida; Philodinidae
Source: the annotation of a GenBank genome assembly